GAGCCAUCAAAACUGUGCCGGCUACGCAACCCUGCAGCAGAUUAGUGGGAGGAGGUCGUUUACGGAUCUCCCUACGUCCAUUCAUGGCUGGAAGGCCAAGUUCGUGUUCGUCACCUUGGGUCAGGGUGGCUUCUUUCCUUCCAAUGGUCACAGCGGCCUCUUUGAAUUGCAUACCCCCCCUUGGAGUGCCGAAAUAAGUAAUCAAGUAGAGGCCUUUAUUAAGGGGGGGCCGAGGAGCAUCAAGACAUACGUUACUGAGUAUCGGAUGGCUGCUCUCGGCUUCGUGAGAUACUAUUGUCCUGGUGAUGUCGAUGAUGAUCUUUGGCCGAAGAUGGUGGGGUCUUAUGAGCAAGCCGACGGGCCCCGCCUAGGCGUGCCAGCUGAGGCCGAAGGUUGACCUCCUUUCUUUAUCUUUUCAUGAUGUUUCGUUUUCCUUUGCUAACCCUUGUGUCUUUUUGUGCAGGCUUCGAUAUGGAUCGCAUGUCAUUUAUGGCUCGGGCCGCCAGGAAGGCCGAUGCGGAGUUGAAAGCUGCUCAAGCUGCCGAGGCAGCAAAGAAGUCUGCGGGCGGUUCCCAAGGGGGUGUUGAGGCCGCUAAGAAGCCUGUGGCUAAGAAGAGCAGGAGGGCUGCUGAUGAGGGCCAAAAGACUCUGGCCGAAGCGGGGCUAAAACUGAGCCAGGCUUCGAAGAAGACGAAGAGGGCUCCCACGAAUGAAGAGGCCGGCGCCCCCUCAUCUCAGGCUGUUGCGGAUGUUCAGCCGUCGGCGGUCCCUCCUGUGAAUGAUCCCCCUUCGUCGGCCGUUGUGGCCUCGGCUUCUCGAGUUGCUCCCUCUACUGCCGCUGCCGCCCGUUUGGAGGAGGCUCUUGCUAAGGGGUCGUAUGAGGUCUCCGUACGAUACCCUGUCAAAGGUGGUCUUUUCAACGAGACCGUCGGCGAUGAUGACAUGCUUGCUCAGGCUAUGCCUGAGUAUGAUCGCCAGUAUCUCGGCCGACAAGGCCAGCAUGUUCGGCUGUACGACGGAGGGAUGGACUAUGUCGUCCAGGGUGCCCUAAUGCUGCGGGAGCAGCACUGGAGACAGGAAGCCGAAAUAGAGCGGCUAAAGAAGAUGGAGGCAAAGGCUGUCUCGGCCGAUGAGGCUCUCCAAGAUCUGAGGGACAAGGCCAAGGCCGCGGAGGGUGAAAUGCAGCUCCUUCAGCUGCGUCUUGAUGAGGCCGAGUCAGCCCGGAGGAAAGCUGAUGAGGCCGUUGCCGUUGCCGUCCAAAGAGCUGAGGAGGCGGAGCGGCUCAAAGCCGAGGCGGAGGGGGCUGCUGAGAAGGCCGUAGCCGACUUCAAGGCCGAGGGGUGGAAAGCCGAGGACCAGCUCCCCUUCUGCUAUGAGGUGGUUGCCGAGAGGUUGAAUGAUUGGACGACGAAGGACCCCGCCGGCCAAGAAUUCUGGAUGAACGAGAUGCAAGCUUUCUACGACUGUGGUCAGUACAGAAUGCAGAAGCUGAUCUACAGGAAGCUUCGUCGUCGCUUCCGGAAGAUGAGGCCGAGGGGUCUGAGUCUCCCUCGGCGAAUGAAAAAUCCUGACGAGGAUUUGAAGCUCCCCCUGUUGGAGAGGCAGCCCCCGAUCCUAAGUUCGUCUGAAGGGGAAGAGCCGUGGAGUGAUAGUGACGACUAUUUGCUCGAAGGGCCUGCCGACUCCCAAGCCGAUGAGGGUGGUGGUGAUGAUGAUGCCGAUGCCGGCCACGGCGACGGUGCUGUUGAUGGUGGAGUGCCAGCUAAUGUUGUAGCUUAGUAUUUUCUUGUAUUAGUUUUUGUAGCCAUAGCACUGAAGUGCAUGUAAUGGCCGAAGCGCCCACCUCUUGUAUCUUUUUAUCCAUUAAUGAUAAGUCUUUGUCACCAUGAUUCCCUCGUCGUCUUUGUAGUUAAGUAUGUUUGCUCUUGUAAAAUUUUCUAAGUGUCACAAUUCCGUUUUGGCAUCUUUUAAUUGAG
Cuscuta epithymum is the source of this 1976-nucleotide messenger RNA. The record is from the annotation of a GenBank genome assembly. NCBI's taxonomy places the organism in Eukaryota, Viridiplantae, Streptophyta, Magnoliopsida, Solanales, Convolvulaceae.